Hemibagrus wyckioides is the source of this 3573-nucleotide messenger RNA. RefSeq names its product cytolytic toxin-alpha-like. NCBI's taxonomy places the organism in Eukaryota, Metazoa, Chordata, Actinopteri, Siluriformes, Bagridae. The record is from RefSeq and is a predicted model, not a curated record. The transcript is spliced from 14 exons. Gene Ontology annotation, molecular function: protein binding; carbohydrate binding. The coding region runs from base 215 to 3082 and encodes 955 amino acids.
AGCAAUCGCUGUAAUCAAAGCAGUCUCUGCUGUAUCUAGCAACUGACUGGGUGGGCCUGACUGACUACGUGACUGCUGCCAUCAGAGCACCCCAAUCAACACUGCGCUGCUACUUCUAUCAGAAUUUUUUUUACAGCCGCAUUCACAAGAAGACAGACAGGUUGAGACAUCGUUGUGAAAGUCUUUUCUUUUCUCUUGCAGAAGUCUUGCAGAAAUGGAUUCCAUAUACAUGGAAAUAGCUGCCCUCGGAAGAACUCUGUAUCCAGGCAUGUUAUAUGAUUGCCGGAGGGACUCCUUUAUUCCAGGUGUUACUUUAUGGGAUAAGAAUGCAUUGCGUGAUGACCUUGAUGUGCAUCAGAAGCCUAAAACCCAUCUGAAUUUUGCUGCCUCUGACAGUCUCAGUAACAAGGCAAACCUCCUAGAUAUAAACGCUUCCCUUAAAGCCAGUUUCCUAUGUGGCUUGGUGGAAGUUGGAGGAUCGGCCAAGUACCUUCUAGAUACCAAAUCCUCAACACGUCAGUGCAGAGUUACUAUGCAGUACAGCCAGACAACAAAAUUUGAACAGCUCACUAUGAAGGAGCUUGGUAAUAUCACCUAUCCACAAGUAUUUGACCAGAAAACAGCCACGCAUGUAGUUACAGCUGUACUGUAUGGAGCUCAGGUUUUCAUGGUGUUUGAUUAUACCAGUGCAGAAAAUGAGAACAAACAGGAAAUUGAAGGAAACCUUCAUGCAAUGGUUAAAAAGAUCCCUACCAUAUCUAUUGAGGGGCAAGCAUCCCUAACUAUGAAUGAAAAUGAAAAAAAAAUGUCAGAAAAUAUUAGUGUCACAUUUUAUGGUGACAUUGAACUUAAUGAAAACCCCACCACAUACAAAGAAGCCCUGGAAGUGUACAAGAAAGUGCCUGCUCUGAUGAAGCAACAAGGUAAAGGUGUGCCUCUAACCGUGUGGCUGUAUCCUCUCAAUCUUUUGGAUGAUAAGGCUGCAAAGUUGGUGAGAGAAAUCAGUUUGAGCGUGAUGUAUAAAACAGAAACUGUGCUGGAAGAGAUCAAUGAAAUGGAGAGAGUAUGCAAUGAUUUGAUCAAAAGACAAAUAACAGAGGAUUUUCCUGACCUAAAAGACAGGUUGCUAAAAUUUCAGGCAUUACAUAAGAAUUAUACAAGUUCGUUCAAGAAUGCACUGUUCAGAGUGCUGCCAGCUAUUCGUGGUGGGACACAAGAGGGCAAGGCACUGGAGGACAUCCUGAAAAUCCAUUACACAUCACCCUUCAAUGCAAGCAACAUGAACAAAUGGUUAGAUGGCAUUACAUCUGAAUUAAAUAUAUUGAGCUCCUAUACCAGUGGACUGAAGGACCUCAUAGUAAAAUCAUCAGGGUCAUUCAACUCCAUCUGUUUUCAUCCUGAUGUUGAUGCGGUGGUAUGUUUGUCAUUUACUUCUCUAAAUGAUGAAGAUUCCUACCUAGCAGCUCUACAAGACAGUGAGAAUUCUGAAGGAUUUACAAUGUCGGGGCAAACAAGCAAGAGAGAUUUAAUUCUCCAAAAAGCACAGCCUUGGUUUACUUCUCCUGACAACUCUGCAAGGAUGAGGCAGAAUGUUUCUCUAUUUACAACCUUUUUAGAGGCCAAUAAAAAUGAGAAGAAAUUCAAAUUCAUCAUUGCAUCGAUACCUGACUCCAACAAUCCAGGAAUCUCCAUCCGGCUAUAUCAGAAUGGCAGUCUAACAGAUCCUAAGUUCCAGCCUGUGUCCAAACCUCCCAAACCUGUGGUGGAGACCGGUGAUGGGAAAGUCACCCUGAAGCUUUCAAAAUCCCCAACUGGAGAAACAGUACGCUUCAGAGUUGAGUACAGGAUGAGAUCUUCAACUGAUUCAGCAGAAGAUGUUGAGAAAUGGACAGUCAUAGACACUUCAGAUACACAAAACACCUUCACACUGACUGGACUACAGGCAACAGAACAAUACUGGGUUCGAUUCAGAGCUGUUAGUAAUGUGGGAGUAAGUGAAGCCAGCGACUCUGUCCCCUUCACCUUUCGUGGGAAGCUCAUUGUGACAGUGGACCAAUGGAACUUCUCCACACCCAUGCUCAUUAAUAAACUAAGGACAAAAAUAUUGAACCGUCCUUCUGAUGGGCCACAUCCAGUCUGCAAACCUAACAAACCAUAUUUGGAAUCAAUCCCUGGAGGCUUAAGACCUGGUAUGGCUUUGUUCUUCCAAGGGCUUGUUCCAAAAGAUUUUACACGCUUUGAAAUAAAUUUGCAGACCACGCCAAAGUACCUUCAUGACAUUGCUCUUCACUUCAACCCCCGUGUGGACUGUGUGGCCCUUUACACCUGCAGGAAUGGGUCAUGGGAGCAUCCACAGUGGGCAUCAGGAAACCCAUUUGUCCAAGGAGCAGCUUUUGAUAUCAUCUUGGUUAUUAAACAAGAAUGCUAUGAGGUGAUGGUGAAUGGCCUGGAGUACUGCACGUUCCAGCACCGUAUCCCAGUGGACACAGUGACUACACUUCAUAUUAGGGGAGACGUCUUCAUGAACACCUUUACCAUUACUGAAAAAUUCUCCACACCCAUGCUCAUUAAUAAACUAAGGACUAAAAUAUUGAACAGUCCUUCUGAUGGGCCACAUCCAGUCUGCAAACCUAACAAAGCAUAUUUGGAAUCAAUCCCUGGAGGCUUAAGACCUGGUAUGGCUUUGUUCUUCCAAGGACUUGUUCCAAAAGAUUUUAAACGCUUUGAAAUAAAUUUGCAGACCACACCAAAGUACCUUCAUGACAUUGCUCUUCACUUCAACCCCCGGGUGGACUGUGUGGCCCUUUAUACCUGCAGGAAUGGGUCAUGGGAGCAUCCACAGUGGGCAUCAGGAAACCCAUUUGUCCAAGGAACAAUUUUUGAUAUCAUCUUGGUUAUUAAACAAGAAUGCUAUGAGGUGAUGGUGAAUGGCCUGGAGUACUGCACGUUCCAGCACCGUAUCCCAGUGGACACAGUGACUACACUUGAUAUUAGGGGAGACGUCUUCAUGGACACCAUUGCCAUUACUGAAGUGGAUGAUGUUAAUCUGAAAGUCAGCAUGAUCAGUCCUGCCAAUAUUUGAGGAUUCAAAUCUUCUCCAAUACCAAUGACAUUUAUUUUGUUAUAUUCUGGUCAAUUAUAUCAGAAUUAAAACUGUUUAUGGGUGUUUUUUGUCUUUUCAUUAACCCGUAAUGUUUUUUUUUUUUUACUGAUGAGCAUUCUUAUCAGAUUUUUGUUGCUUAUUAUCGUUAGAAAUGCAUACUAUAUAUUCUUUACUACAGUUUUAUUGUACGUUAAUUACAGUCAAUGAUACAGGUAAUUUGCAUUAUCUGUUCACUAGUUAAAAGUCUUGAAUGCACUCUGCAAAUCUCCAAAACCAAACAGGUUUCAGCACAUGACAUACUUACACCAAAUACAAAGCUGAAGUUGACACAGUAUUUUUAUUUGAUUUUCUUAUUUCAGCUCCUCCUUUACUGAUGCAAAUACAACAUUAGAAAGUGCUCAUUAAUCAUUUCUAAAAUUAUCCAUUUGCAGAACUAAAUUGACUAAUUAAACCUCUUGCAUUAUUGUGUG